Babesia bigemina is the source of this 4059-nucleotide messenger RNA. RefSeq lists its product as hypothetical. NCBI's taxonomy places the organism in Eukaryota, Apicomplexa, Aconoidasida, Piroplasmida, Babesiidae. Gene Ontology annotation, biological process: regulation of transcription by RNA polymerase II; chromatin remodeling. The transcript has a single exon. The record is from RefSeq and is a predicted model, not a curated record. Gene Ontology annotation, molecular function: transcription coactivator activity; chromatin binding; zinc ion binding. Gene Ontology annotation, cellular component: nucleus. The coding region runs from base 1 to 4059 and encodes 1352 amino acids.
AUGGCGAAUUAUGGAGUUAAGGCGAAAUCUACGCAGUGCAGGGGCCGCACUCGCGGCUCCGGGCCUUUGGGUACCGACAUACCUCAUGAAAAUGAUCACCUACAAGUAACCGAGGACGUAUCCGCUACACAUGACGCGGGACGCCUUCGGUCAUCAUCGCAAGCGUUUCUCGCGACAACGUCGGACGCAGCUUCAGCGGAAUCUGGGAGAAGUUGCGAUUCGCUGGAAAAGGGCCGUGCAACUGCAGAAGAUCUGUCAGGCGCCAAUUUGGAGGCGCCAACUGUUGAUUCGGAGUUUGACGUAAAGCUUCUGCAAUCCACACCAGAGGAGUGCUCUACGGAUGGCACCACGAACUGCGAGAUCUACGGCCCGAGCUAUCCUACGUGUGACACGGUUAAGUUACGUUUAACUUCGUGUGGAAGGGGCGACGAUGUAUCACCUGACGGCGAUAUUGCGGACGUCGAGGCUGAGCCUGACGCGCGGGAUUCCGCCACUGUAGCGGAUUCCUUCAGCGUUUCAUCUGAUACAAUCGAAAAUGUUGAUAUUGAUUGCAGCGAAUUUGGCGAUAUGGGUAGUGCUGAAUCGUACAUGAAUGAUUCCGCCGCCGCAAGCUCUUACACCAGCGACGCUGAUGACCCGGCGAAUAAAGACGCAUCAGACGACGAUAACGCGGAUGUUGACAUUGAGUGCAGCGAUAUCGAGGAGGAUUAUGGAGCGGCUUUCGGCGUCCGUACUGGUGGAGUACGUCGAGGCAUUAACUGCGCGGAUAGCUCGGAUUCCCUGGAUUGCAGUUUAGGUUACAGUGAUGAUUUCAGCGACUAUUGUGAGACAUCAACUCCAGCGUCUGUUACCAGGGUAGGCAAAGGCGGCGGAUCUCAGGUCAGCGAUGUCAGCAAAGGCGACGGAUCUCAGGUCAGCGAUGUCAGCAAAGGCGGCGGAUCCCAGGUCAGCGAUGUCAGCAAAGGCGGCGGAUCCCAGGUUAGCGAUGUCAGCAAAGGCGGCGGAUCCCAGGUUAGCGAGGCCAGCAAAGCUAGUGACGUUGGGGCUUCCAAGGUAAGGAAAGGUGAUGGUUCCCCCCUUAGCGCGGUCAAUAGUGGUGCAUCCAAACCUGCUGUUCGUGCGAAGGUGGAGCGUCGUGCUGUUAGGGGUGCCGUUGACGCAAACGGAAAAAUUCGGUCGAUAGAUUCAAACGAAUCUGUGAAAGCUGCUUACAACACCGUAGAACUCCUGUCAGAUGCAGCAUCCGCUGCGUCCGGCAUCGAGUCACCGUCGUCCGCUAAAGUAGAUCAAGGUGACACAUCGACGAUCUCUACACCUCCGGCCCGCGCAUCACGGGCUGCUGUGACCUCUCGUUCUACGGCGAAAGCAUCUUCUGGCAGCAAAGAGCAGUUUACUCCUCCCAAUCCCCUCUCAGCUAACUCUUUCUGGCGUCCCUCACUACCGCCAAACCUUGAUGUUAGUACUCCAUCCAAUCGCAAAGGCGGAGGAACACCUCGGUCCCAGGGCGCUGGCGUUCGAUCUACCAACGAUUCCAGGAAGACGCAAUCUACAUCUAACUUACGUCAGAUGACCAUCGACAGUUUCAAAAUAAAAAAACCUGAACAACAGGCUCCCGUUGUUGAGACACCCGUGGCAGCAGCAGCUUCAGCGCCCAUCAGCAAUAAGGGAGAUGACGUGACGAUUGACAGCAUCAAGCCCACAAGUAAUGAACAGCAGGCUCCCGUUGUUGAGACACCCGUGGCAGCAGCAGCUUCAGCGCCCAUCAGCAAUAAGGGAGAUGAUAUGACCGUGGACAACUUCAAUGCCGCAACUAGGGAACAACAAACUCACGUUGUUGAUACACCCGUGGCAGCAGCGGUUCCAGCGCCCAUCAGCAAUAAGGGAGAUGAUAUGACCGUGGACAGCAUCAAGCCCACAAGUAAUGAACAGCAGGCUCCCGUUGUUGAUACACCCGUGGCAGCAGCAGCUUCAGCGCCCAGCAGCAAUAAGGGAGAUGAUAUGACCGUGGACAACUUCAAUGCCGCAACUAGGGAACAACAAACUCACGUUGUUGAUACACCCGUGGCAGCAGCAGCUUCAGCGCCCAGCAGCAAUAAGGGAGAUGAUAUGAUCGUGGACAACGUCAAUGCCACAAGGACUGAACAGAAAGCUCCAGUUGUUGAGACACCGGUGGCAGUAACAGUUUCAGCGCCCAGCAGCAAUAAGGGAGAUGAUAUGAUCGUGGACAACGUCAAUGCCACAAGGACUGAACAGAAAGCUCCAGUUGUUGAGACACCGGUGGCAGUAACAGUUUCAGCGCCAGGCAACAGCAGGGGAGAUGAUAUGACCUCUGACUCGGCGAGUAGCCUCACCUCUCAGCUCGUCAAGGAGGACGUUGAACAUUACGUUGGAGGGGUAGAAAAGUACUGCAUGUGGAAUUUGAACCCUACUACAGGUGAACAUGAAUUCGACCCCGGGCCACUAGCCCUAGACUUUUAUUGCAAUGCGUGCCAGUGCGCCCUACCACUUGGCACGUUCCGGAUUCGUUGUGUUGAAUGCGUCGACUUUGAUCUUUGCAUUCCGUGCGCGUGCAAAGGGGCGGAAAAGAACGAGCACAAGAACACCCACAAGUACAUACCAAUCGCUCCGAACUCGUUUGCCAUUUUCGGUGACUGGAAUGCGGAUGCCGAGCUGCUGCUUCUGGAGGGUAUCAGUAAAUUUGGUUUCGGUAAUUGGAACCAAGUGGCCGAGAUGGUUAAUCGCAGAUGCACCAAAAACAAGUCGGCUACGGAAUGUGAGAACCACUACAACGAGUUUUACAUUCAUUCUCCGUUCAGUCCAUUUCCAGAUGUGCGUCGCAUGCGCUCUCCGGUGAAGAGUCAGGAGGCGUUCCAGCGCCUCAACAGUUUCUUCAACUUGGUGCAAAAAGCCCACAGUAAAGAGAAGCCGAGGGCGUAUAGACCAUCCGGCAACGUUGACGAGAACGUUCAUCACGUCGAUCUGAUUCCUCGUGCCGUGAACAUGAGGGCCACCGUCGGGCCGAGGCUUAAAUUCUUCCAGAACAUGAACGGCUAUAACGUGUACCGCGACGAACUGGAGAUGGAACACAACAACGACGCUGAGAGUUUGAUCAAAGACUUGGAGUUUGAACCCUGGGACACUCCCCCAGAAAUCGACUUCAAGCUUCGGCUGGUCGAGAUUUACAACUCCAUGCUGGACGAUCGCAUCUGCCACAAGCGCAUCCUAAUUCACCGGUUCUGGCACGACUACCCUGCCAGGGAGGAAGCGUUCAAAUCCAUGAACCAGAUUGAGAAGGCCGCGUACUGGCGGCUGUCGCCGCUGAUGCGCCUUCAUUCCGAGGAGGACCACAUAAAGCUGACUCGUCUCAUAGUUGCGCGCAUCGAGAUAGAGAAGCGUCUGCGGUUGGUGAGUACGUGGUUUUCGCUGGGGCUGAGGACGUUUUCCGAUGUUCAAAAUUUCGACAUGCAGAAAUUUCCCUCUGCGCACGCGGCGUACCGUAACGCGGAGCUUCAGCCCAUCGCCCGCAACCUGCUUUCCAGCGGAUCCAUUAAGGAAACUGCGCUUGACGAUUUUUCUGCGCAGCUGUGCGACCGUAUUUGCACCGACCUUUGCAUAACGAGGGACCAGGUCAACGACGUGUUGUCCGCGGUGAACAGGCUGAACGGCGGCAUGCCCAUGGUCAGGGAGCCGAGCACUUCAGUUGUGCCUACGUGGGACUACUGCUUCGACAACGGCAAGCUGGUGGACAGGAACGUGCAGCGGAUUGCUGCACCUCACAUCGCACUCGACGAGCUCCCCGACCCCAGUUGGCACCCCCGGCUGGUGCUGGAGGGCAACGGCCCCUACGCGUUGCCUCCGGUUGAUUUCACCAACAUUAGCUUCUCCCCUCUCUCAUCCUCCGCUGUGCAACAAUCGCAAGUGCUUCCGGGGAUCAAGUCGUGCUUCUACAUAGCAAAGCUUCUGCCUCAGCUGAAGGCGCGCGUCCGCAAGAACGUUUGCAAGCGCAAGCGCUCGCUACUGGCGACUGAGCCUAUAAAACGGGGUAAUACCCGUAGGUAG